Messenger RNA from Odontomachus brunneus, 3482 nucleotides. RefSeq lists its product as uncharacterized. NCBI's taxonomy places the organism in Eukaryota, Metazoa, Arthropoda, Insecta, Hymenoptera, Formicidae. The transcript is spliced from 8 exons. The record is from RefSeq and is a predicted model, not a curated record. Gene Ontology annotation, cellular component: plasma membrane. Gene Ontology annotation, molecular function: calcium channel regulator activity; GTP binding; GTPase activity. The coding region runs from base 614 to 2704 and encodes 696 amino acids.
GGUGGUUUCUCGAGUAUCGACGCCUCGCGCUCUCCUCACGACGCAAAAAUUCGGCUGGGCCCAACGAGGGUGCUCUCUCCGGCUAAAGGUUGCUCUCACACGACCGGUGCGAGGCCUCGUGUUUCGCCAGCUGCAGCCGUUACAGGGAGAUCGACGGCGCCGUACGACGACUUGGCGCAGCUAGACAACGUGACGACGUUCUUCGCGACGACGAUCAACAGGUUAAUCCCUAGCUGGCUAGCUGGAGUAUAGUUCCGACCAGUAAUCUCUCGCACAUAACUGCGUUGUCGCGGUCGACGGGCGAGAGAAACCGCAGUAUCCGGAGCCACAGCCACCCCGAGUCAAGCGCACUCGUGCCGCAACAUCUCGCGACCUCGUAGAUCCUCGUGGAGGUGAAAUCGAAGCCGACGGCGGAUCCGUUGAAAUGAGAACGGCCACAGCUGCCGUUGUUGGUUACAGGGCGAUUUACGGAAGCCCCUGAAGAUCGUUUCUGUGACACGACAAUGACAAAGCCGCAGGGCAACCCUCGAUAAACCUGAGCCGGGAUAUCGUGCACGGGAGAUAACGCGAUCCGGUAGAAAGGCAAAUUCAUCAGCGAGGUCCGGCUUCGGAGAUGGCGACCAACAGUCCCGGACAAUCGAUUCAUCUCAAGUCCCCGAGGAGUCCGAGGCAGCUGCCGGUUUUACCUCGCCUCCAGCAAAUGCCGAUCGCCGAGCAGAGGGGCUCGACCCGCGGCCAGUCGCUGACCAAGUCGCCGGGCACCCCGCUGGUGUUCGAAUUUCCGCCAGAGUAUUACCCGGAGACACCCAAUACGACCUUCGACUUCGACGAGUUUGGGCGCGCCGGCGAGCUCGAGCAGCAGCAGCAGCAGCAACGCGGGCCCAGGAGUCCCAGCUACUACGCUCGCACGAGCCCGCGCAGUCCCAAGACGCCCAACAACAGCGAGAUCCUGCACUCACCCGGACGCAAGUCGCCCAUCUUCCAGUUCUGCGAGCCGCGCAAGAAUCUCAAGCAGACCGCGAGCUACCCGGCGUCGGCGACCUCGCCGAUGGUCGAUCGCAGUAGGUCGGUCAACUCGUCUGUUUACGGCCAGAGGAGCCCGAAGCCCUUUGACCGACGCAGGAACUCGUGUUUUGGCCUGACUAGUUUGAAGAGUCCCAUGUCGCCGACAAUAGUGACGCCGGGUUCGCACGACGCGACCAGUCCGAAACUGGAUCUCAAUAUGGAGCUAGAUCAGAAGAGUGUUUUUAAGGAGAUCAGCGGAUACAAGGGCAACUUUAGCGCUAGCAAGACCUCUUCUUUGGAAAGCUCCUUCGGUGUGCAGGAGAAGAUCGUCGAGAGAGCCGGCGAUCGCUCGAAGAACGUGAAGAUAGGCGGAUACUUCAACAAGAGCCAAGGGUGCCUGGACCAGGCCGGUCGAGGUUAUCGUAAGGGCUCGAAUGGAUACUCAAGAUAUAGAAGGGGUGACAAGAACAUGUCCAGGCGAUCGACCAGUGAUUUGACGGAUAUGGGUGACGCUGACACCGAGAUUACUCUGCUUUCUAGCCCCAGGAGAAGAGGUUCUAUGAAGGGCGGUCUUGCCUAUUUGGCGUCGAGACGCGGCUCCCGCGACAGUCAGUGCUCCAACAUGUCCAACGUCAGCAACGAGGACGUAGGCCCGUUGAAUUUCAGCGCACAUCCGCGCGGACGGCAACGGAGGACCUCGAAUUUCCUCGAGCUGCCAGUUCUCCGUUUUGUUACAGUGCCAGACCACAUAAGACCCCGUGUGCACAGUCUACCGGAAAAAGCGUACAAUCCCAGGGCCAGCGAUGAUCUCUACAGACUCAGAGCGUUCAGCAUCACUCACAAGGGAGUCGUGAAUCGAGGUGAUUCCAUUAUUUCUCGACGCAGCAGGAGUAACACCUCCGUCAACAGCAGCAGGAAUAGCAAUGUAUCAGGCGAGAGAUCACCGUUCGAGGGCUCUUGUUGCAGCGGACAAGGCGCCAGCAGUGAAAGCGACAUCGACGAAGUGACGAAGUACAGGGUUGUCUUGCUGGGAGAUUCCGGAGUGGGAAAAACGGCUCUAGUCUCGCAGUUCAUGACGAGCGAAUACAUGAACACGUACGACGCCAGUCUAGACCUUUGCCUUUAUAUUACAGACGACGAGUUCGGCGAGAAGACCGUCUCCAUCUUGUUGGAUGGCGAGGAAUCGGAAAUGGUGUUCAUCGAUCAUCCACAUGUAGAGAUGAGCGUGGAGAAUUCCUUGUCGACGUAUGAGCCACAUGCCUGCAUCGUGGUUUAUUCAAUUGUUUCGCGUACGAGCUUCCAAGUGGCCGAGGAGAUACUAAACUACUUGUGGCGAGAACAUUAUACUCAGGAACGAUCGGUCAUCGUCGUCGCCAACAAGUCUGAUCUCGCUAGAAGCCGGAUAAUUUCAGCAAAUGAGGGCAAGCAUUUGGCUACAUCGCACGAGUGCAAGUUUAUCGAGACGUCUAGCGGGAUUCAGCACAACGUGGAUGAGCUUUUGGUCGGGAUUUUGAAGCAGAUCCGGCUAAGGGAGACUCGUGACAAGAAGCUGCGACGUCAGGGCAGUAAAGGCAAGUUGUUGUCGAGGCUGCACAACAGCAAGACUGUGCUGAGUCUGAACUUAGCCAGGGAGAUACUCAAUAAGAUGUGUUUGAACGACAACAAAAGCAAGAGCUGCGAAAACCUACAUGUGCUGUAAAAGGGUCGCAACGGAGUGAAACGCAGCGUGGCAAGCAAGCAACAUGCGUCAGGAGUUUCGUUUUACGAGAUCGUUAUUCGACGAUCCUGCAAGCCUCCAGAAGCCACGGAUGGUGAUCGAGAGAUCGGGGAAGGUAAACGAUGCCUCGCUACGGGCGGCAUGACAUUUCCAUGUUUCAUCAUCCGGCGCGGUUGUUAGGGAGCCAAGAUAUAACGUGGCCGAGACCCUUCCAACCGCGGCAGUAACGAUUUUACGAGCCCCGUAACUGAUUACGCGCUUCUGCGUCUCGAUAAGCAGUCGUUAUUACUACCUACAUGUUUCAUGUUCGCCACGUGUCCCUUUCGUGAAAAACUUCGUUUUUCCAUAGCGUGUACUUGCAACAGUGGCUGUAUUAUCCGAUACGUCUUCAUCGCGCAACGGAACGAUGAUUCGCAUACGGAAGUUUGAAACGCGAGUUUUUACUGAACGCCGUUGAAACUUUUUUCUCGGCCUUGCUAACCGAAUCGUUGAAUUAUGCGCGAAGAGAUACGAGGAGAGUAAAGUGUAUUUCUUCUUCAUAUCUUUCAUAUGCUGUACAAAGAAAAUUAAGACGACGUUAGAUACCGACAUAAUGUAAUUUCGUAUUUUGCAUUCUCUUUUUAUUUAGUUAUAUAAAAUUGUAAAUACUAUUACAUAGGAGAAAAUACAAAUGUCAUAGAUGAAAAUACAAAUGUCAAUAAAUAACGGAAAGUAUGUGACAUAUUAUAUAAAAAAUAAAACAAUUUUAUUUAUAAACUUC